This is a messenger RNA of Eufriesea mexicana, 1230 nucleotides long. RefSeq names its product protein mab-21. The transcript has a single exon. The coding region runs from base 133 to 1230 and encodes 365 amino acids. The record is from RefSeq and is a predicted model, not a curated record. NCBI's taxonomy places the organism in Eukaryota, Metazoa, Arthropoda, Insecta, Hymenoptera, Apidae.
CCGAGAUCAUGGAUAGUAAGGGCGAACUGGUCAAGGUGGCUCGAGUUCACGCGAAAGAAUGAGGCUCGUCGGUGUCGAGGAAGCUACCAUAAGGAAUCUUCGGGGUUAUUGGUCGGGAGACACGAGAACAACAUGCUGCUGCCUCAGGACAUGAUGGCAGCCCAGUCGAAGAUGUUGUAUCAGAUGAACAAAUACUACGGCGAAAGGGUGCAAGCUCGUAUGGGCCAGGUACAGAAGACCAUAAGGGAAGUGUGCAAGGUGGUUCAGGAGGUUCUGAAGGAGGUGGAGGUCCAGGAACCGCGGUUCAUAUCUUCUCUGACCGAGUGCAACGGUCGCUACGAGGGCCUCGAGGUGAUCUCGCCGGGGGAAUUCGAGGUGGUCCUCUACCUGAAUCAGAUGGGUGUGUUCAACUUCGUCGACGACGGCACCCUGCCGGGCUGCGCGGUGCUGAAGCUCAGCGACGGACGGAAGAGGUCCAUGUCGCUUUGGGUUGAGUUCAUCACCGCCUCUGGCUACCUGUCGGCGCGAAAGAUCCGCUCGAGAUUUCAGACGCUGGUAGCACAGGCUUGCGAUAAGUGCGCCUACAGGGACUCGGUGAAGAUGAUAGCGGACACGACGGAGGUGAAGCUUCGUAUCAGAGAGAGAUACGUGGUUCAGAUCACGCCAGCGUUCAAAUGUUCAGGCGUGUGGCCAAGAUCGGCGGCGCAUUGGCCUAUUCCUCACAUACCGUGGCCUCAUCCGAACUUGGUAGCCGAGGUGAAGACAGAGGGGUUCGAUCUGUUAUCGAAGGAGAGCGUGGCGCUCCAGGGGAAGCAGUCUGCCAUGGAAGGCGACGCUUGGGUGCUGUCCUUUACAGAAGCUGAGACUAGGUUAUUGCAAGGUGGCUGUCGCAGACGAUGUCUGAGUAUUUUGAAAACGUUGAGAGACAGACACCUGGAUCUUCCCGGAAAUCCAGUGACUAGCUAUCACAUGAAAACCUUGCUGCUGUACGAAUGCGAGAAGCAUCCCCUGGAGACCGAGUGGGACGAGGGUUGUUUGGCAGAUCGUAUUAACGGGAUCUUCCUACAGCUGAUAUCCUGUCUUCAAUGUCGAAGAUGUCCGCACUAUUUCCUGCCUAAUCUGGAUCUUUUUAAAGGGAAAUCGCCUAGCGGGCUGGAGAACGCGGCCAAACAGGUGUGGAGACUGACGAGGGAGCUACUGACCAACAGUCGCGCUCUUGAAAAACUUUAG